Solanum lycopersicum (tomato) is the source of this 2491-nucleotide messenger RNA. Its product is annotated as probable serine/threonine-protein kinase PBL18. Gene Ontology annotation, biological process: protein phosphorylation. Gene Ontology annotation, molecular function: ATP binding; protein kinase activity. The record is from RefSeq and is a predicted model, not a curated record. Lineage: Eukaryota; Viridiplantae; Streptophyta; Magnoliopsida; Solanales; Solanaceae.
CCCAACAAACUCCAGUCUUCUUUUUCCUACUUUCUUUUGCCUUUUUACUCUUAAAAGUCUCAUCUUUUUCCCUUUACACAUUUCCAUUUCUAUAACUUCUUGUUAGGGUUUCUUUCCUCACCCCUUAUUUACCCAUUCAUUCAACAGAUUUGAUUGAAAAUUCAUUAUCUGGGUUGUCUUGAAAUCCCAAGAAAUCAGUAAAGAUCCAAACUUUGAGCUCAAAAAAAGUGUCCCAGGACAAUUAUAAACCUGAUAAGGCCGGAUUAUUUAGACAUCAAAAUGGGAUGUUUCACGGUUUCAAAGAGUAAGAAGAAAAAAUCCGUGCAUAGCAUCCACAUCAAACGUGUGAACCCUCAGGAGCAGUCACCUACUGCACUGCCUGAACCCCAGAGACAAACAAGAUCAUUGCAGUCAGCUCCACCAAGUUUUAGAACAAGAGUGAAACCUGUGCAGUCAAACAAUGGAGUAACAACGAGUAGGGCACGAACUCUAUCCGCCCCAUCAAGUCUAGACACAGCAGAUCAAGAUGCUCUAGCAUCGAAUGAAUGUGAGGAACAUGAAGAGCUGAGUAGUCGUGCUGGAUCAAUAAAGGAGUACAGGUCAUCAGUUCCUCAGCCUCUACCACUUCCAUCACCUCAGAAUGCCGCUGCUCUCAGGACUAUGAAAAGCUUCAAAGUGGGGAAUACAAGUAGCCCUCUCAAUGCCUCUGGACCAUUGCCACUGCCUCCUGUGCUGCCUCCUACAUUGCCUUCUACUGGAACGCUUCGGAACUUUGCUUUUGAUGAAAUUUCUGCUGCAUGCCACCAUUUCUCUCCAGAACGUUGUGUGUCAGAAGGUCUCUCUUCUGUUAUCUACAGAGCUUCUUUUGGGGAUGAUGCCUCUGGUACAAAGAAGCUUGAAGCCACUAUAACUCGCCUUCACCCUUCUUCACAGGGUCUGAAGGAAUUUGUCAACGAGGUGAACACCCUGGCUUCUUUGCAACAUUCUUCACUUUGUAAACUGAUUGGUUUUCAUGCACGCGAAGGUUCUGAGCACAGGAUGUUGGUUUUUGAGAGGCUUUUUCAUGGAAGCUUAGACAGACUUUUGUUCGGAAGAUCAGAUGGCCCCUCUAUAGAUUGGAAUGCGAGAACCAAAAUUGCCCUAUGUGCUGCACAAGGUCUUACAUUUCUACAUGAGGAGGGACCUUUUCAGGCAAUGUUCCAAGAAUUUUCAACUGGAAAUAUACAAAUCGACAAGGAUUUUAGUGCAAAGCUCUCGGGGUAUGGAUGCAUUACGAAUAUACAAGAGACGGAGAUAUCUUGCAAUUCAAUCGCCCUGGCGAAUCUCUCACAGGAGACACUGGAGAGAGGGUUGAUAACUCCUAAGAGCAAUGUUUGGAGUUUCGGGAUUGUUCUUUUAGAACUGCUCACUGGCCGGAAGAAUCUUGAUGGUCGGUAUUCAAAGGAAGAGAGGAAUCUAGUCAAGUGGAGUAGGCCUUUCCUUGCUGAUGAUGGUAGAUUAUCGCUUAUCAUGGAUCCUCAGCUUAAAGGACGGUUUCCCGCAAAAGCAGCCCGUACAGUGGCUGAUAUUGCCCAAAGAUGCCUGCAAAAGGAUCCAUCUGAAAGGCCCACCAUGAGAACUAUCUUGGACCAACUCAAAUCCGUACAAGUGAUGAAGUGCCCUUCACGGUUUCCUCUGCAAGAACCAGCGGUUGUUGGUGGUAAACACAUGUCAAAGUCUCCAAGCAUGAAUGGCAUCAUCACUCCUGUGCCAAGGUUGAGUUUCUCCCCUUCCUUACCACUCACCCGAACAUCGGCUUCUCCCUCAAAGGUUGCUACUCAACCCUUGGCUCGUCCUUCAUUAACAUGUUCCUACUCUUUCUCUUUGGAGGACCUUGAUAGACUGGAAAGCCGAAGGUCAUCAACUUCAUCUUUUCGCAGGUCCAGUGUUGAAGGAUUUUGAUUGUUUAUUCUUUAAUAGGUUACUUCUAGCCCUCUCUUGUGACAAGUGAUUACAUGAAAAGAUAUGAAGGAUAAAGAUGUGGUUUUCUACCUUCCCAUUCCUCAAGGAAGAAGAUGUGGGAAAUAACAUUUUGUAGAUAAGGUUUGUCCUUUGGUUUGAUUAGUGUUCUGUGAAUCAAGAUGUGUGGGGAGAUGUAGAUUUUCUUUAAUAUGUUAUUCGUCAACCUCCAGCCCCUUCCGAGAUGAAAAAAACAAUCCCCAGAUUGCUGGAAAGCAAUAAAAAGAGAAAGGGAAGGGAAGAUAAAGAAGAAAGAAAAUUCUAUUGUGUAAUGAUGUAUAUGUGUACAAGUAUUCUUUUUUUAGUUUAUUAAGAAAUGUUGUAUUUUGGGAACUUGGCUUGGUGAGAAAUAUGGUUUCAGUAGUGAGGGUGAUGCAACCUUACUCUUUGAUAGAGAAGUAAAUUUCAGUAUUCCAUGUUACCUGGAAAGUUUUGUAAUCUAAUGGUGAAUGAAAUAUAAGGUUGGAAAAUGUCAGCUACAAAAUCUCACAUA